AAUGUCUAGUGGCAAGGGAUUCUUUGCUUGGUGGUGUGCUGUGCCUUUUCCCUUUUUGCUGUGUGCGUAUAUCCCUGAAGAAACCUUUAUUAUAGCUCGGAAAACUCUGUAGUCAUGUUAACACUAAAAAAAAAGAUGUUGACCUUCUUGGUUCCGGCCUUGUUUGCUCUCUUUCAGUCGGUGAGUGCUCAAACUGUAAACUUGGGGAUCUUCACUAGCGGAGGUAGUCAUGGAAUUAAGACAGGAAACGUCUUACUUAAAGAUGAUAAGACAUUGAUUGUAAACGGGUUCCACUAUGAUGGCCGUGCACCUAAAUUAAGUUGGAUUCUUAGUAAUUCCGAGAAAGUCAAAAAUUUAAAUUCAAGUGAAACACUUUCGGGAGAAGAAUAUGUCAUUAUACAAACCGAAAAAGGUAGUCAGACUAUUUUGGAUGCUUACACUAAUGCAACUAUAACUUUAAAGAGUAAAAGUGACAAGUUCACAAGCUAUAAGUAUUUGGCAUUAUAUUGCUUUGGAGUUACGCAAACCUUGGCGUACCUUAACCUCAAGGCGGAGGGUAACAAUAAAGCGAAUAAUGAAAAGUUUCCGUCUGACGGAGUUGGUGAAGCGAAAAGUAAAGACUUGGGGAUCUUCACUAGCGGAGGUAGUCAUGGAAUUAAGACAGGAAACGUCCUACUUAAAGAUGAUAAGACAUUGAUUGUAAACGGGUUCCACUAUGAUGGCCGUGCACCUAAAUUAAGUUGGAUUCUUAGUAAUUCCGAGAAAGUCAAAAAUUUAAAUUCAAGUGAAACACUUUCGGAAGAGGAAUAUGUCAUUAUACAAACCGAAAAAGGUGGUCAGACUAUUAUGGAUGCUUACGCUAAUGCAACUAUAACUUUGGAAAGUAAAAGUGUUAAUUUCACCAGCUAUAAGUACUUGGCAUUACACUGCUUCCAAGCUAAGAAAACCUUUGCGUACCUUAACCUCAAGGCGGAGGCUAGCAGUAAGCUUCGGUCAAACGGGCUGGCGACAGCGACUUGGUGUGCAACCCUGUUUGUACCCUUGGUUGGGAUCGUUCUUGCCAUUUUUUAGGCAUGGCGUUUUACUUUUAAUAAAAGAAGGUUUCUAGUACAAUAAGUUCAAUUUUUUAAUAAUAAAGUGAAAAGCUAA
Molecule: messenger RNA, 1149 nt
Organism: Zophobas morio
Lineage: Eukaryota; Metazoa; Arthropoda; Insecta; Coleoptera; Tenebrionidae
Product: protein Skeletor, isoforms B/C-like
Exons: 3
Coding region: 115-1071 (318 amino acids)
Source: RefSeq, a predicted model, not a curated record